CUCCAUGCUCCCAGAAGCCCGAGGAAGAUGAGGGGGAAAGGUCUAGGCAGCUGUUUACAAGGAAAAUGAUUGGAUGAGAAACACACGAGAGGAGGCUCUUUGCUACUGUAUCAACAAGCGCAUCCCUGUACCCCCAAGAUGGCAGCCAUCCUGACAGCCAGACCCAAGGUGCCAGUAUCUUUUGAGGAUGUUGCCGUGUACUUCACCAAGACAGAAUGAAAGCUUCUGGAUCACAGACAAAGGAAGCUGUACAAGCAAGUGAUGCUAGAGAAUCACCACCAUUUGGUGUCAGUGGGUGACAGGAUGAAUAGCACGCUGACAAUUUCAAAGGAGAAAAAUUGUCCAAAAGAACUCCCAGGGGCCGAUCUUCAGGUUGGCAACAUGGGCCAGGUAACUGGGCAGUCGGAGGAAACACUUGAGAACAGACAGAAACAUGCCUGUUGUCCACAGACAAGUUCCAGCAGGGAUGACCCUCCUGAGGAGAAAGGCCAAGGCAGCUCCCCAGGUGAGGGAAGAGAGAUGCAGGGAAGCAGCUGCGGAGGUAAGCAGGAUUUGGUUGUAAGGCAGCCGAGUUUCAAAGACACAGAGAGGCGGUUCGUGUGUCAGCAGUGUGGGAAAUCCUUUACCCGGAACUCCAACCUCGUCAAGCACCAAGUCAUCCAUAGUGGCGUGAAGCCCUUUAAGUGUGGUGAGUGUGGGAGACAUUUUCAGCGCAAGUUCUCACUCAUGGAGCACCAGCGCACCCACAGCGGUGAGAAGCCCUAUACAUGUGGUGAGUGUGAAAAGACUUUCACACGUGGCUCCAGCCUCAUGAAACACCAGAUUAUCCACACUGGCGAGAAGCCCUAUGGGUGUGAUGAAUGUGGGAAACGCUUUGGGCGCAAAUUCACACUCAAGGAGCACCAGCGCAUCCACAGCGGUGAGCGGCCCUACUCCUGUGAUGUGUGCGGCAAGGCCUUCACCAGGAGCUCCAACCUAAUGGAGCACCAACGCACGCACAGCAGUGAGAAGCCCUACACAUGCAGCCAGUGCCCAAAAGCCUUCAAGGGCAUCUCCCAGCUCACUCACCACCAGCGUGUCCACAAGGAAGAGAAGCCAUUCAUGUGCAAGGAGUGCGGAAAGGCCUUCCGGGGGCAUUCAGGCCUCAACCAGCACCGCCGGGUGCACACCGGUGAGAAGCCCUAUGAGUGCAGUGAGUGUGGGAAGACCUUCAGCCGGCGAUUCAACCUCCUCAACCACCAGAUAGUGCACACUGAGAAGAGCCCCUACGUGUGUCAAGAGUGCGGAAAGGCGUUCCACCACAGCUGUGCCUUCCUGAAGCACUGGCACACCCACAGCCGCCCACAGCCCUGUGCCUGCGGCCACUGUGAUGACUGCAACCAGGCCUCCAAGGAGAAACCACAGCCUGACCAGCAGCCGAGAAUUCACCAGAACCUCUUGGAAGGGAACAACUCAGAGAUGGACCUGGCCUGCCUGGACCUCCAAAGAGCCGCUGCAGAGUCCCGCCCAGAGAAUGAGAAUCACCUUCAAGACUCCAGCUGUGCCACUGCCCCAGCACUGCCAUCUGACUGAGUGCUCUGCAGGAGGGCUGACUUGAAGAUGAGCCCUCCUAGUCCCCCUCCCUUCCCUCGUUGAUGAUGCAGUUGUACCCCAGAGACUGCACUGAAGACUGGCCCUGUAUCACAUUUGUAUUCCUCACUGGAGCAGCUGAAAGUGCCCUUGCCCCUCGUGCCUGGGGCCUGCAUGCUGUGGGUGGGAGGGAGCGAGUGCUUUGAGUUAAGUAGUGACCCAUAUCAUCUCAUAGGGGGCCUUCCCUUCAUCCCAAGACUUGUUAGUGUUUUCAGGUAGAAGACACAAAGAGCACUUUAAUCCUUUAAAAGCUUAGUAGUGGAAGGGACUUGACAGCACUCAAAAUUGUGGGCUGUGGCUGGACUGUGACAUCACCUAAAAUUCAUCAGAAAUGGUCUGAGAAAGGACUCAGAGACUGCGACGGUAAACUGCUCGUGCCCUCUUUGUGUGCCCACACCUCAGCCCACGGAGAGUGGCGUCUCCCCAGGGGGUAAUUCACAGGACACCCUGCUUUUGUGCUGAGCAGUGGCCCAUACUUUUUCCAGGCCAUUUGACUUUGUGCCUGAAAGCCGCAGCCUCCCACGGGCACCGCCAGCUGCUUCCAGGAGAAGCAGCACCCAGGACCCAUCUUUUCGGAGCUCAGGGAAUUUGGGAGGACAGCUUCCCUGGGCCCUUCAAAGAGGAUGAGGCCUGGGGACUCUCGGCUUCCCCUCCCAGAGAGAGGAGCCCUUGGGCUCAGGUCCCUCCCAGCUGCCACCAGCUGCCCUGCUGCCUUUUGUCUCCUACCCGCACCCCAGCUCACCCCACCCACUGCCUCCAGAUUCAGCCUGCAAGGGCCGGGCUGGCCUGUCUGCUCCUCCUCCCCACCCUCAGUGCCUAAAGCGCCCAACUUAAGUUGCUUCUCCCCCUGAAACAGCAGCCCCUCAUGCCUAGUGCUGAUCAGGAGGAAAGCAGGCCAGGUUAGGAAUUUGCACAGAGCAAGCCCAGUAAUGGCUCCUGCUUUCACAUGGUGUUUGUUACAAUAUUAGAGGUUCAGUUGCUUUUCAUGUUUCUGCAUUCAGGUGUAAUGUAAGUCAUAGUAGAAAUUUUUGCUAUAGGGGAGUGUCAGGAAAUCGCCCCUUAAAUAAGAAUCCUUCCAACCCUCUCAGAAGACCUCAGGAAGGAGAAAGGGGCCUACCUCAGGCCUGACGGUCAGUUAGCUUGCUGGCAAGCCUGGCUCGUCUUCUCACUCCCUCCCCUAUCCCUGCAGAGACAGGGUGAAGCCUUCAAAUGGCACUUUACUGCAGGCCACCCUCUGCCCACCCUACCCACAGAGACUCUGCAGGGGAGAGUUUGUGCUGCCUGGGGGGAAGUUGCUGGCAGGUCUGGAUUGUUCUGCCCACACUGUCCCCAGAGCUGGGACCAGGAAUUCUGCCCCUUGCCCUUCUCAGCCCUGCAUCCCAGUUGGAUCGCCACCUGCCAGCCCCCUUCAUCACCCGCCAGGGUCUUUGGCUCAGUCACACAGGCUGCCAGAGGGCAGGCAGGUGGUGGGUGUGCUGGAGAUUUCCCCCUCUGGGCCUCUGAGAAGCACGCACUUCCCCUGUCAGAAACUGGGCUUGGAAGUGCAGGGGUCCUUCUGCACAUGCUGCUUGGAGCACCCACUGCUUGAACGACUCUGAAAGUGAGAGGGAGAGAAGGAGAUAGAGAUUGACUCAUUUCAUACAGUUAUAUGACCGUCACUUGUGCACAUUUGUGACUUAGGAAAAGUUCUUUAGUUGUUAUAACUUGCUUUUAUUUCAGCCUCUUUUUGCUCUGUGUGUCACGUUGUCUUUGAGCCCAGCAUUUAGUAAAUAUUUGUGAAAUGAAUCUUGUCCCCUUAGCACAUUGACCUCAGGUUUUAGACCACAGUUGGCUCCAACCUUACCUUUUGGCAGUGGAAAGUAUUUGCAGCUUUGGAUUUUCCACUAGAAAAAAGAAGUUUUAAAGGAGUGUUGUCUUUGGACUCUCUGGUGAGGUCACUGGGAAGCGUGUUGUUUGUCUGAGGUGCCAGACAAUCUGUCUUAAGGCAGCAGGGCUUCAGGAAGCCCAUCUCCACAAUGGGCAGGGGACAGGGGCCUGAGGCCAUGUGCUUGGGCUCUGGUCCCCUUUUUGUUCAGCUGAGGACCCAGGAUAGGGGCAACAAUUGCUUCAUGACGGACCCAGAAGGCGCGUAAAUCCAUGCACAAUGCUAUCCAUUUCCAUCGCUCUAGAAAGUGAAUGGCUUCACUCCUAUGGGUCAGUAACCAACUUUUAAUAAAGAAAAGGUGUAUCUCCCCAGUACAGCAUCAUCCCAUUGGUUCCACUGGAUAAGCUGACUAAAUUUUGAACGUGAGCACCUUUUUUUUACCUUGGUACCCACCUAGAGAUGACUAGAUACUGGGGGUACAGGUGGUGAUGUCUGAUUUUUCAACAGAAAGUGGACUUUCCUGGAGAGAUGCAAGCAGAGAUGCCAGGAACAUGUGCUCUGGUCUCAGUGCCCUGAAAGGCUCCAGGGUUUCUAAGUGCUUACCCAGAUAUCUGACAUGUAUAAGUGAUGCAUCUUUGGUUUGGCAUUUCUCCAUUUCAUCUCACUCCUCUUCAUUAGAUUUUCACUCCUCUUCAUUAGCACAUGUGGUGGUAAUCAAUCGGGUGUGCAUCAGGAACUAAACGGGUAUCACAUGGAAUCAUCCAGAAUGUCCAGAGAGGAUGCUUGCUAUUUGCCUUCUACAAUGCCUUGAAAUCGGGCUCCCCUCUCACUAGGUGGGGAACUGCGAUUGUGGCCCACACUUGCUUUCUGAUGACGACUGGAGUGUAAAAGCUGAGACUGUUGGGGAAUGUCUUGCCUGCUUUUCACCACCUGCCCCCCAACAAAAUUCACACUCCACACUUCUGGACUGGGCUUCAGCUCCAGAGAUGACCCUGUCGGAUGCUGGAUCAGCCUGUAGCACAUGAUUUGCUCUUCCAAAUUUGGGACACUUUUCAAGAGCUGUUUAAGUGCUGCGGCAGUAUCUUCUCAUAACUGGUCAACUGUCCCAACUGAAUUAUUUGACUUUGGGUGUAAACAAAUAAGGAAGGUCCGGGUGUUGGUUUGAAGUAACAGCAGUUUGGUGAAAGGUCUCAGGAAAGUGUGCUGACCUAGACUGGGGGAGGGGGAGCCAAGACAGUGUGUCUGGGCGUGAAGGGAAGCCAGGACCCCUCCAAGCGGAGCUGCACAGAGACCAAGGGCGGCCACCCAAGGCCACUGGGACUCCUAGAGCAGGAAGGCAGAGCACCCUUCAGUGACCUGGUGUCUUAGACCUUUUGCUUACAUUGCCUGCAAGGCUCGUUCCCCUUUGCGAAGCUGCCUGGUGCCUGAGAAGAGGGCUCAGGAUUCUGUUGCCAUUGUUGUUGAAUGUCCUUAGUUUCUAACUCUUUACUGGAUGGCUUCCCC
Bubalus bubalis (water buffalo) is the source of this 4996-nucleotide messenger RNA. It is a transcript of the gene ZFP92, whose product is annotated as ZFP92 zinc finger protein. The record is from RefSeq and is a predicted model, not a curated record. Gene Ontology annotation, cellular component: nucleus. The transcript has 4 exons. Bases 262 to 1572 code for a protein of 436 amino acids. NCBI's taxonomy places the organism in Eukaryota, Metazoa, Chordata, Mammalia, Artiodactyla, Bovidae.